Molecule: messenger RNA, 1406 nt
Organism: Annulohypoxylon truncatum
Lineage: Eukaryota; Fungi; Ascomycota; Sordariomycetes; Xylariales; Hypoxylaceae
Exons: 1
Coding region: 339-1181 (280 amino acids)
Molecular function (GO): protein binding
Source: RefSeq, a predicted model, not a curated record
CCUUAAUUCUCCCCCCUCUUUUCGUUCUUCCUCCCCCACCACAACCAUCAGGGUCGCAAAGCUACUCCAAGGAUAUUCCCAGAUACAUUCGUUUAUUCCCCUUCGAAUCGACUCUGGGAUACCGCCCGGACCCCUGUCAAUCCUUUUUUCAUUGUGCGUCGACUUUCUCUCACCACCUUCACUCUCUAAGUCUACGGAAUCCCGAAAACACCUUUUAUACGCUCUUUUCGUCGCUCUCUAGUCAAUUAAUUCUCGUAUAUCCCGAACCCGAAACGACGUAAAACUCCGUCGACACGCUGUCUCGAUUUCUUUCGCUACUACGAACUACCACCGCCGCCAUGUUCAAGCGCUCGUUCCGGUCCGCGGACCGAGUCGACAAGUCGGCGAGGCUAAAGAAAUCCGGCAACAAUGCCAACAACACGGUUCGGGAUCCCCAGAAGCUAGCGAAACUACAACGGUCGCUCGAGGAGAUUCUCCCAGCUAAGAAGACCCUCACCUCUCCCAUCGUCACCCUCACGGUGGGCCGAGAGGCGCGACUGUUCGCGGCGCACGAGGAAGUAUUGAGCCAGUCGCCCUUUUUCGAGAGGGCCUGCCGCGAUCAAUACCUCGAGGCGCAGAGCAAGAGGAUUUCGCUUCCCGACGAAGAACCAGAGAUCUUCUCGGCCGUUCUCGAGUACCUCUACAAGGGUGACUACUACCCCCGCUUGAUGCACAACAAGCACCGAAACUCUUGGGAGCUCGAGGAUGCCGUCAGAUCACCCGACCCCUCAGAAAACAACCGAGCUGGCCGCGGAGCCGUCGAGGCCACAAUGUACGUCUCCAGCGUGGGCCAGUAUCUCCUGCGGGAUACCGUCGUCUACUGCGCCGCCGACAGGUUCGGACUCGAGGAGCUCAAGCGCCUGUCUCUCCGGAAGCAGGGUCUGCAGAGCGGCAUCGACGUCGGAACGAUCCUUCGGUCGGCACAGUACGCCUACGACAACACGCCGGACACGGACUCGCGGUUGCGCGCUCAUUAUCUCGCCCUGAUCAUCCGAUGUCGCAAGACGUUUAAGAGGAGUGGAACCAUGCAAGCGGAGAUGGAACGCGGCGGCAAACUAUUCUUCGACCUAUUCGUUGCCAUGUGCAACCAUCUCGACGACGUCGUGGACAUGAGCAACGCUCGGACUCCGAAGACGAUCUGAAGAGCUCUUGGAUUGCUGUAACAACAUGUGUCUACUGAAUUAUCCGGUCCCAUGGGAAGGAAUACUACGGCGUUCGAGUGUGAAUUUUUAACCUGCUUUACCUUGGCGAGGAACGGAAUAGUCAUCGGGGAGAAUGAUUUUUGCUUUUCCUUGUCACCGGCUUCUUCCCUCCACUCAGUCUCUCCCAGAUCAUAAGUUGUCAGAUUGGGACACCAUUUGGGAGAC